ACAUGAUAGGAUGUACAUGUAAACCACACUCUCAGCGGAGCCCUCCACCGCCAUCUCCGAGUCUUUGCACUCAACCAUUCACUCGACCAUGCAAGCGCCAGGAUUCCGGUUCAAUGAGCGAGAGUCCAAUCCAAACCAUUAUGUCGGAUUCAUCCGCGCCCUCAAGGCCGAGCCCGACCACACGGAUGCCGAGAUGAUACUGAAAGCAGUUGCCGCCCAAAUGAAAAAAGUCAUGCAGCAUCGAUACAUGUUCAUACACACUUUGGAGGAAGCAGCGUUCAAUCGAGUCUUUGCAGGUCGUAAUUGGAAUCAUGGCCAGUCAGUCGAAUUGGUCCUUCGGGGACCGAGUGGUCGGUUCUUGCCUCUGCCUUAUAUCGUAUCAGUCAUGUGUCACGAGAUGGCCCAUAUUGAGCAGAUGAACCAUGGACCAAAGUUUCAAAAGCUCAUGCGCGAGAUCAAGCAAGAAGUCAAAGAAAUGCAGGCUAGAGGAUACUACGGCGAUGGUUUCUGGUCGGAUGGGCAAAGAUUGAAGGAUAGCGUGAGGAUGGGGGCCGAGGGACUGAAACCGUCCGACUUUCCUGAAUACGUCUGCGGUGUUAGCGCUUCGGACGCAAAGAAGGCCAAACGUCGACCUCCGACUGGCGUCAGCCUCACAUCCGGACGACAGACCGAUUACAACACCAAACCUGCGCGAAGGAACCACGCCGAUAUGGGCGACAACGGAACAAGGCUGGAUGGUCGCAGGGAGAUCACCAAGGAAGACCUGGAUGAGAAGAAGCGGUGGAUCGAUGAUCGCGCACAAGAGAUUCUCACGACCGGUGUCUCUGUCAAAACUGCUAGGGCAAAGGCAGGUAAGGAGUGGGCAGCUCAGAAUCCAGGGAAUACGAGGGGAAAAGUUGCCAAAUCCAAGACUGCCGCCGAGCUGCGAGCUGCCGCCGCAGAGGCACGCCUCGCAGCAACAUCACCCGACAAUCCCGGAGGAUUUGAGGUGCCUGACCCACACCUCAAUCCUGCUCAACGCAGGUCUCAGAUCGAAGCUGAGAUGGACGAGGACGAAAAGCGACAGCUCAGGGGGGGCUGGGAAGAGUUCAUGCAGUUUGACACGCCGGUAAAACGACACGCUAGUCCUCCGGUGGGCGCGAGAAAGAGGGGUCGCAACGCCGAGUCUACAAGCUGGGCCUGUGCGGUCUGUACCUACGAAAAUGGCGCGGACCAGCGGCGGUGUGAUAUGUGCGAGAGCCUACCUGUAGCCUAGAUAUUCCAUAUGUAUGCC
Molecule: messenger RNA, 1273 nt
Organism: Kockovaella imperatae
Lineage: Eukaryota; Fungi; Basidiomycota; Tremellomycetes; Tremellales; Cuniculitremaceae
Product: WLM domain-domain-containing protein
Exons: 17
Coding region: 89-1255 (388 amino acids)
Source: RefSeq, a predicted model, not a curated record